UCCGUGGACACCAGUGGCGGAGGAGCCCUUCCCUCGGAGGCGGAGUCUAGCUCUACCCGCAGGCGCCCUCUGGAGGCUUCGGUGCGUGCUUGUCGGGAUCUUGCACGUUGGACCCUUGAGGGCCCCCACGGCCAAAGUCCCGCCCCCUCAGUGAGCCUGGUGACAGGUGUUUCCGCACCUGUUCCCUCCCCCGGAUUAACCGCACCCGCCCCUCUAAACCUGAGCUCGUCCCAGGCUCGGCCUGGUGGGCUGGGUGUGGACCCGGAAGUGCUGAGGGGGCGGGAUCGCGGUGGGGGAGGGGUACGUGGGAACAGGUGAGUUGCUCCCCUUUAACCGAAGCUCGAGUCAGCUGGGGUCUGGCGGGGCCCUGGGCCCUGGGCCAGUGGCCUGGUGAGUGUGUUCCCUGGGCUGGGGCCUUCCCGUACCCGCGCUCGGCCUUCCGCAGGGACCUGCAUCGGGCCCUCCUCUGUGUUUACACAAGGGGCUGGGUUCCCCGGAUCCCAGGCUAAAACCUGAUGAAUGAGGUGAGACAGCCGGAAGGACGGCAGAAAUAGAGGCAGGAGGUCUCCAGACCCCUGUUCUGACCUCCGAAAAGGCAAGGCAAGGAGGGAAAGGGGAUGGGGGUCCGGACACACGGGGGGAGCUCUGGAUGGGCGAGAGGGAGUCCUGGUUUUAUUCCUCUUUAUCUUUGUAGGCCUGGUCGCUGUGGCCUGGAGGAGGGAAGCUGCCUGGGUGCCGUGAUUGGAAGGAGGGGCCGCUGGUUUGCAGGGAUCAGGGGUCCACAGCCCAAAGGUUGGGUCAGGAGCCUCAAAGGAACAGCAUGAGAGGGAGACAGGACAGGAGACAGAGUGGUCCUUGGCCAGGAAUAUGUGGUUAGCUAGCAGGAGAUAGCAGGAUUCGGGUAGAAACCCCGGCAGGGCAGCUCGGCCAGGGAUCAGCAGAGAUCAGAGGGCAGCCCGAGAGCACUCCGGCUGGGAGACAGGCGGGCAGGGGCAGCCAAUCCAAGGAACGGUGGUUGGUCAGGCCCUCCAACCAGAUGGGCCGGUUCCAUGGUGAUGAAACCUCCUGGUGAGCGGAUCCUCCGCUGUGGCAGCCCGAGUGGGUGUGAACCCCCAGGAGCAGGGUCCCCAGUCCACGGAGACCGGUCUCGUUCCCUGGCUGGAUAAGGGGGAUGCCCAGACUUCGGGCUGGAGCCCAUUCUUCCUAAGCUGAGCGAGCAGGUCCAAAGGGGAGGUGCGUGGAAUGAUCCGGCCGUGAGAGCCGCUGAGCCAGCCGCGAGUUGUCAGGAAAAACAGAUUCUGCGGGACACGGCCGGGUGGUCAGAUACGGACAUUGUUGGAAGCAAUCGAUGCCUGCCAGAUAAUCCAAAGGAGAGCGUCAGUUCGACGCGCUAUUGGUCAGGGGCACGUAGGCAGCCCGCUCUGCCUUUAGUUGGGGACAUUUGGGUGGUAGGAGACAGGCAGGCGGCCUGUCGCCUGGAGAUGGUGGGGCAGUCGGCCGGCUCUCUGGCCAGGACAGGUGGGCCAUCAGCCUGACCAAGGCUGAGCCAGCAGACCGGUCAUUUGGGGCAUCGCGUGGCCAGCAGGCCGGAAGUUGUUGCGGGGCGGAGCAUAGAGGAGGAGUUGAGGGGUCCCGUGGCCGCGUAGAAUCUGCCUGGCGGGAGACCCCCAGAUGGUCAGUGCCCCAGAGACGGCCAAACCCUCCGCCGCCCAGCCUCACGGCCGUCCCGCCCCAGCAGCCCCAUGUCAGCCUCCCAGCUGGCAGCGCUGGAAGGAGUGGAGUCAGAGGCCGGGGGGCCGCCCUUGACCGAGGCCAGCCCCGGCUUCCUGUAUUCUGAGGGCCAGCGGCUGGCGCUCGAGGCCCUGCUGAGCAAGGGCGCGGCGGCGUUCGAGGCCUGCGUGCAGCGAGAGGGGCUGCGGCCCUUCCUGAGCGGGGAAGAGCUGCGGAGUCUGGCGGCGGCGGCCGAAGACUGGACAGCGUCCAAGCAGCGGCCCGACUGGGCGGCGGAGGGAGCCGCCGCCACCGAUGGGGACUCGGGCAGCCUGACCUACUGGCCCGGACGGUCGGAGGAGCUGGUGCCCACGCUGCGGCUGGGCUGGCCGGAGGACCCGGCCUGGAGGGGAAUCACCCGGGUGCAGCUGUUCACCCAGCCACCCGACGAGGGCCACCCGCCCCUCAAGGAGCUGGUGCGCCAGGAAAUCCAGGCCGCCCGCAAGCUAGUGGCCGUGGUCAUGGACAUCUUCACUGACCCAGACCUGCUCUCGGACCUGUUAGACGCCGCCACACGCCGCUGGGUGCCUGUCUACCUGCUCCUGGACCGCCAGCAGCUGCCUGCCUUCCUGACACUGGCCCGGCAGCUGGGGGUGAACCCCUGGGCCACUGAGAACCUGGAUAUCCGGGUCGUGCGAGGCUGCAGUUUCCAGAGCCGCUGGCGACGGCAGGUGAGUGGCAACGUGCGUGAGAAAUUUGUGCUGCUGGACGGCGAGAGGGUCAUCUCCGGAUCCUACAGCUUCACGUGGAGCGACUCCCGCCUGCACCGAGGCCUGGUGACCCUGUUGACCGGCGAGAUUGCUGCCGCCUUCAGCCGAGAGUUCCGGACACUGUAUGCGGCCUCCUGGCCACUCCCGUCCGCGCCCACCUCGGGCCCCUUCGUCAGCAUCGUGGGGGGGCUGCAGCUGGCCCACAACCCCCACCGUGUGGCCCGCCGCCGCUCUGUGGCCCCCGUGUCACCGCCACCGCCCGAUGGCCCGCUGGCCCAACGCUUGGCCGCCUGCCGAGUCUUUGACGGGGACAGGCAGGAGACCCGGGCCACCCCAGGGCCGGCGCUGAGCGACAUCCUGAGGAGUGUCCAGCACGCCCGGACCCCCAGCGGCCCCCCGGCCCGGCCCAGCCACUCCCUGUGGGACCUGAGCCGCCUGUCCCAGCUGUCCGGCUCCAGCGACGGUGACAACGAGGUGCCAUCUGUUUUCUUUGUUUGCCCAUGGCCCCUCUCCUGCUCCCUGGCUCAGGACUCUGCUCUGUUCACCGCUGUGCCCCCAGUACCUACCUGCAGGAAGGCCUCAGGGUAGACUUCUCAGGGGACUUUCCUGCCAACAGUGGCUUAGAUCAAGUUCAUCGCAUCCCAGAGGAUGGGGAGACCUCCCUGCAGCCACAUUCCAGCAGGACACGGGGACUGUUCCCGGACCAGGCGGGGUGACAGGUUGGCUUCAAGGGAAUUAAGACCGGAGGACGGGGGUGGGGGGGUUCCGGGUGGCUCAGUCGGUUGGGCGUCUGGCUCUUGAUUUCAGCUCAGGUCAUGAUCUCUCAGUUGGCAAGAUGGAACCCCACAUUGGGCUCUGUGCUCUCAGCAUGGAGCCUGCUUGGGACUCUCUCUGUCCCUUUCUUUCUGCCCCUCCCUACCCCUCUCUAAAUACAUAAAACAGGAGGAGGAAGGCAUGGGGGGCUCAGGAUGGGGUUGAUCAAGGUGAGAGGCACUGACUGACCCUCUUCGCCUCUGGGCCUGGUGUUCAAGGCUCCGACUCCCUGGCUCCUAGCUGAUUACCAGCUUCCUAUUCCACAACCAAGCCUGAGUCAGCCCCACCAGAUGGCUCCUUCCCUGGCCACCGUCUCCUUCCCCACGACCACGGUCAGCCACCCGGGCGGUCCGCCCCGACAAACACCCCGGAUGCCAAGGCUCGCGUGUCAUCCCAUGUCGCUGCCGGGAGGGUCAGGCAGCUCUGCUCGGGGACAGACACCUGGACGCUGACCCACACGCCUCCUUCCGCCACUGACUUUAGCCUCGGCCCUUUUGCUGGGAUUCUCUGCGGCCGUGGGUGCAGCAGCUUGGCCGAGAUCUGGGCCUUCUCGCAGCAAAGCCGUGAGCCUGACUGGGCGGGGGAGGGGGUCCCGGGGGGCCUCGUCUGUCUACACUCGCUUCCUUGGUGAUGCGACCAGUCUCCUGCCUUUAAUGGCCCCGUCCACCUCUGUGUCGACCAGCCAAUUCCAGAGACGCGUGUCCUAUUGAAUCCUGAUUCGGUUGCCUCACUGCCUACUGGCGACCCUCCACCUGGACGUCCACGGGCCCCGACAGAGCUCCCGCCUUCCCCCGAGCCUCUCUCCCGGCCUCCCCAAGUCAGUUGACACCAGCAUCAUCUUCCCAGUUGCUCAAACCAAACGCCCUAGAGUCACCCUUGACUCAUCUGGUUCACACCCACGCCCCAUCUGCCAGCAAAUCCUACUGCUGCUUCCACCUUCAACAUACAACCCCAGCUCAGCCUCUUCUCUUCACCUCUGCGCGGGCCACCCCUUCCCACUCCGUGGGGCCCACCGUUGCCUCCCACCUGCGCGCUCUGCCCUCCUCGCCCACCCCUGCGGGCUGUUCGUGAAGUCAUCACCUUUGCCCACGAGGAGAUUUUUCUUCCCUAUUCUCUCGGCCUGCCACCCUUUAGAACGUGGGCUUGCGAGGCAGGCAUUGCUGCGCGUUUAUUUACUGCCGUUCUCGAUCAGGCACAUAGUAGGUGCUCCGUAAAUACCGUGCUGAAUUCACCCCUUAGUUAUGCGCUCCCCCACCCCCACACGCCUCCCUCCUCCUGCACCUUGGCC
This is a messenger RNA of Felis catus (domestic cat), 4581 nucleotides long. It is a transcript of the gene SACK1E, whose product is annotated as family with sequence similarity 83 member E. The record is from RefSeq and is a predicted model, not a curated record. Lineage: Eukaryota; Metazoa; Chordata; Mammalia; Carnivora; Felidae. Bases 1743 to 3068 code for a protein of 441 amino acids. The transcript is spliced from 6 exons.